AUGCUUCUCAAGCAAGUCAAGCUUAAAGGAUUCUCCCAGCAAGAUCAGACAUGUGGCUGCAUUUCACAAGGACUAAGGAGGACAGAGACAGGGACAUCAAACCUGAGGAAGCAUCAUGAAAUUUGCAAGGAACAUAAGGCGUGGAAAGCUGGCCAAGCUGAUAAACAGGAUGUUAUUGACAAGGAAGGAAAGCUGAAGAAGGCGUGGCUUGGAAGCAUUUCUGUAACAAGGCAAACUACACCUCCUCAUUCAAGAAGAUCAGCGAGAAAAGACAUUGUCAAGAUAUACAAUGAAAAGAAAGAGGCACUGAAGAAAUGGUUCUCAUGCAAUAAACAACGAGUGUCUAUCACUACUGAUAUUUGGGUUUCGCAAACAACAGGAUUCAAGCACAUCACAGAUCACAAAGGUCGGACCAUUGCUUCUGUUUUGCUAGAAUGUUUGGCUGAAUGGAGAAUCGAGAAGGUGUUCUGUAUAACAGUAGACAAUGCUUCUGCUAAUAGUACUGCUCUGAGGAAGUUUCAUUCUGCAUUUGCCUUAGUUUCUGACCAGGCUUUUGUGUUAGAUGGUGAGUUCUUGCACAUGAGGUGUAGUGCGCAUAUAAUUAACUUGAUUGUCAGAGAUGGAAUGGCUGAGGUAGAUCACAGCGUGGCUGCAAUUAGGAAUGGUAUCUCCUAUUUCAGGUCAUACACAAACAAGCUAAGGUCCUUUGAGUGUAAGGUCGAUUCAGGCAAGAUUACAAGAGGCAGCUUACCUUUGGAUGUCAAGACAAGAUGGAACUCCACCUACCUGAUGCUGACAACAGCCACUAAGUUCAAGGUGGCACUUGACAAGAUGGAGGCGGAAGACAGGUUAUACAACGACUAUUUCUGCGAGAUAGAGAAUGGAGCAAAGAGGAUCGGUCCUCCUCAGCUUAAGGAUUGGAAAACCAUUGAUAAGCUAUGCCAGUUCCUCAUGAUCUUCUACAACUCUACACUGGUGGCAUCAGCUUCAACCUCUCUCAACGCGCACAAAUGCUAUGGUGAGAUAGUGACGAUAGCAACCGAUCUGAUAGGUCUCAGCAGCAGUCCAGAUCCUGAUUUGAAGUCUAAGGCGUCUGAGAUGUACAAGAAUUUUGACAAGUAUUGGGAUGGUCUCAAGAAUAUGAACAUGAUGUUGGUGGUUGCCACUGUUUUUGAUCCUUCCAACAAGCUGGAGCUUGCAAAGAUGUGUUUUGAGGAGUUGUAUGGAGCAGACAGUAUCGAGUACAAGGAGAUGUAUGACUCGUUGAUUGGUGUGUUGAGAAGUUUGUUCAAGGAACACAGUGCAAGACAUGGCAGCCGUGGUGAUCCGGGUGACAGUUCAUCUCAGUCCAAAGAGAAGCCAAAAGACCAGUGUAUCGAAAAGAUGGACCUAGUUGACGACUGUGCUGGUUAUAGGAGGAUGGAUUUUAGGUACAAACAAAAGCUAAACGAGAUUGGUGUUAGAGAGAAAAGGGAUGAGUUGGAAACUUACCUCAGAGAAAGUAUGGAGACCCGGAUUUGA
Raphanus sativus (radish) is the source of this 1521-nucleotide messenger RNA. Its product is annotated as zinc finger BED domain-containing protein RICESLEEPER 2-like. Gene Ontology annotation, molecular function: DNA binding. NCBI's taxonomy places the organism in Eukaryota, Viridiplantae, Streptophyta, Magnoliopsida, Brassicales, Brassicaceae. The record is from RefSeq and is a predicted model, not a curated record. The transcript is spliced from 5 exons. The coding region runs from base 1 to 1521 and encodes 506 amino acids.